AGGUGACCACGAAACAAGACUGAAUUCAUUGUGAAACCGAGACCUCUGCUGAAGUUUUGGACCCGCAGAUGAUGGAAACAGCCGCGAUAAGGAGUUAAAAUGCCCCCCUCUGGUGCAGUUCCUUCGUGUGCCCUCAUCCUGAAGAUCCUGAAGAACAGCUUUAUGCCCUUUCCUGAAGAUAACCAGACGGAGGCGACGGGAACGAGCCGGUUGGCUGCGUAACGAAAUCUCCAAAGCGAGUCGACAAAGAGCCGUUGGAGGAAUGAUCUGGAAGGUGGCGAAGGAAUCACCUGCGCUUUCUGGAUGAUGGCAAAGGUCGUGGCGGCGAGGCUUUUCUUCAUUAACUGCGUUUGUCUGCGCUGGGCUUGGGUUUGCUUGGCUGCUUGUAGUGGUAAGGUGGAGCUGCACACUGAGAGAAGGGGUGUCAUCUACAGUCCGUCCUGGCCACUUAACUACCCUGCUGGGGUCAACUGCUCGUGGAACAUCCAGGGAAACCGUGGAGAGGUCAUCACUAUAAGCUUCCACAGCUUUGACGUGGAGGACUCUGGAGGUUGCCGUGGCGACUGGCUGCUGCUGGGCCCCACCUGGAAGGAGGAGUACCGGGUGUGUGGCUCCGUACUGCCCCCUCCCUUCAUCUCCUCCAGGGGACGAGUGUGGCUCCACUUUCACUCACAGGCCAACAGCUCGGGCCUGGCUCAGGGUUUCAGACUCUCCUACAUACGCAGCCGUUUGGGUGAGAGUCGUUGUGAGAGUGAUGAGUAUUUGUGUGGUAAUGGGAAGUGUGUGCCGCGGUCAUGGCGCUGUAAUGGUUUAGAUGAGUGUGGUGAUAACACUGAUGAGCGGAAUUGUGCCCCCCUGCCCACACUCGUCCACUCCAGCCUGUGCCCUCCAGGCACCCUGCAGUGCAGCCAUGCCCAGUCCACACGCUGUCUGCCCUCCGCACUGCGCUGCAAUGGAGCGCUAGAUUGCCCGGAUGGCUCAGACGAGGCCCACUGCCCCGACACCUCAUGCGGAAAACGACUCGCCAACUUCUACGGAACAUUCGCCUCACCUGAUUUCUUCAGGCCCAACAGGAGCAGCGGGACAGACUUGUACUGCACCUGGCUUCUGGAUACACAGGAUACAAAGCCUGUGCUCUUGCGUUUGGACCUGCAGCUGGGCGUAGGGGACUCUCUGCGUGUGUACGAUGGUUUGGGGGAGAGAGCGGAGCGGCUGCUGCAGAGUCUGUCCCACCACAACAAUCAUCGGCCCGCUGUGCUGGAGUCAUCGCAGGGUCAGAUGAGCGUGCUGUACCACGCCAAACCACACAGCCAAGGACAUGGCUUCAACGCUUCGUACCAGGUGAAAGGUUAUUGUUUCCCGGGUGAGUUUCCGUGUGGUCCAGAUGAGGGUUGUUACUCCCAGCAGCAGCGCUGUGAUGGUUAUUGGCACUGCCCAGGUGGCCGGGAUGAGGAGAGUUGCCCCCCUUGCCCGCCAGGACAGUACCCUUGUGAGGGGGGCGGUGGAGCGUGCUAUCCAGCAACUGAGCGCUGUGAUAACCAGAAGAAAUGCCCGGGAGGCUCAGACGAGAAGAACUGCUUCUCCUGCCAGCCGGGCAACUUCCACUGCGGCACCAACCUCUGCAUCUUCGAGACAUGGCGCUGUGACGGUCAGGAGGACUGUUUGGAUGGCAGUGACGAACGAGACUGUCCGGCUGCAGUGCCCCGCAAGGUCAUCACCGCUGCGCUGAUCGGCAGCCUGGUGUGCGGCCUGCUGCUGGUCAUCGCCCUGGGCUGUGCUUUCAAGCUCUACUCUCUCCGGACAAGGGAGUACCGAGCUUUUGAAACACAGAUGACCCGGCUGGAGGCGGAGUUUGUGCAGCGAGAGGCUCCUCCCUCUUAUGGUCAGCUGAUAGCUCAGGGUCUCAUACCUCCAGUGGAGGACUUUCCUGCUUACCAUCCUGCUCAGGCCUCCGUCCUGCAGAAUCUCCGCACAGCUAUGCGUAGGCAGAUCCGCCGGCACUCCUCUCGCCGUGGGACGUCCCGACGUAGGCUAGGUCGCCUGUGGAGCCGCCUUUUCCACCGUGGAAGCCGCUUGCGGGGUCAGAUCCCCCUCCUCACACCACCCGGCCACACACACUCUCGUUCUCAUGUCCAACCUGCAAUCAGCCUUCAAGGAUUCAGGGUGGCUGAAGCUCGCAGGGGUGAGUCUGAGCGGUCAGGAACCGGACAUACCCCCUCACCCUGCUCCAGUGCUGCGCUGGGUCUGGCACUGCAGGCACAUGCACAGGCUCUGCAUUUACCCCAAAACGAGUCACCCCCAUCUCCCUUGUCCCCUGCCUCGCUGCGAUCAACCUCCGACACCCUGGACGACGAAGACGAGGAAGACAGUGACCACAGGUCUCCAGAAUUAGUAGGUGACAGAAUGAGGUCCAAUCUGGAUGAUGGAGCACUCUCUGCUGGACAUAGAGACAUGGACAAACCUUCUGGAGCUCCAAAUGAUUCCUCAAAUGGGACAUAUCGGUCACGGGUGUCCAGGAAAACUGUGCAAAGUCUGGCUGCAGAGCUAGGAGGAGUGACGGUCAAGUGUUAUUCCUCACUGGCCAUUUCGCCUCUUUCUUCUCCCGAGUCUCUGACCUCCUCCAGCAGCCAGAAUGAGGAUGAAGUGGGCUCUCCAACAUACAAAGAAACUGAAAUCUGCACAGACACAGACUCUAACACACACUCUGACACCCAAGCCCCGUCCCACCUUGAUGACCACUCUAAGGACUGGUCAGUUAGGAAUAAGACUGAUAUACCCUCACCUUGUGAACUCACGAGCAGUGAUGAAGAGGAGGAUGAUGUUCCGUUUGUACACUGAAGAGCCUUUCUCUACUGUAUGUGGAAAUACUCUACGAUGACCUUGCCAACAUGGAGCAUAUGAUUUAGAAUAUAUGCUUAUGGCUUCCUGCAUUUAUGUUCACUGAGGAUCACACUAAGGGUGGACAGUAUGGCCUAGAAAUCAUCACAAUACUGGAUCUUGAUUGUAUUCAUAAUAGUAAACAUGCACCAGCCACUUAAUUAGAAACUCCCAUCUUGUAGGUCCCCCUCACGUGUGUACAGUUACAGACAGUAGCCCCAUAUUUUGAUGCACAGUGUUAGGCAUCCUCUAGCCUUUCACCAGUGGUCAGUUUCUGACGAGAGAACCACUCUUAACUUGAUUUUCUUGGGUAGUGGAACACUCUCAGCCCCAUCAG
This is a messenger RNA of Colossoma macropomum (tambaqui), 3214 nucleotides long. RefSeq names its product low density lipoprotein receptor-related protein 3 (gene lrp3). Gene Ontology annotation, molecular function: protein binding. The coding region runs from base 304 to 2838 and encodes 844 amino acids. The record is from RefSeq and is a predicted model, not a curated record. Lineage: Eukaryota; Metazoa; Chordata; Actinopteri; Characiformes; Serrasalmidae. The transcript has 8 exons. Gene Ontology annotation, cellular component: plasma membrane.